Molecule: messenger RNA, 2509 nt
Organism: Suncus etruscus (white-toothed pygmy shrew)
Lineage: Eukaryota; Metazoa; Chordata; Mammalia; Eulipotyphla; Soricidae
Gene: ATP1B1
Product: ATPase Na+/K+ transporting subunit beta 1
Exons: 6
Coding region: 403-1311 (302 amino acids)
Biological process (GO): intracellular potassium ion homeostasis; intracellular sodium ion homeostasis; sodium ion export across plasma membrane
Cellular component (GO): sodium:potassium-exchanging ATPase complex
Molecular function (GO): ATPase activator activity
Source: RefSeq, a predicted model, not a curated record
GUUAGAUUAUUUCGGGGGUGCCGCUGUGCAGGUGCACGAGCUUCCAGAAGCUCUUCGGCCCAGUCCGAUCCACUCCGGGCUAAGCCGCGCGCGUAGACCCGGACGCGCGAUCGCGAUCCUCGGUGGUCGAUCGCUCGAGCCCCCCCACUCUGCUGCUCCUCCCCGGGGCCCCCCAGGAGCCCGCGGCGGGCCAAUAGGUGCGGGGCUUGGAGCCGCCCAAAGCUCGCGCUGCGUCCCUCCUCCUCCUCCCCUCCUCCCCCGCGCCCGCCUCCGCGCGGCCGCCGAUCGUCGUCCACACUCGCAGAGCCGCAGCCACCGCGGCGGGAGCCACCGCAGCGCCCGUCUCUGCGCACUCCCCGUCCCCGCAGCAGCCGCAGCAGCAGCAGCGUCUGAGCCGCCGGCAUGGCUCGCGGCCGCGCCAAGGAAGAGGGUAGCUGGAAGAAGUUCAUCUGGAACUCGGAGAAGAAGGAGUUUCUGGGCAGGACCGGGGGCAGCUGGUUUAAGAUCCUGCUCUUCUAUGUCAUCUUCUACGGCUGCCUGGCUGGCAUCUUCAUCGGCACCAUCCAGGUCAUGCUGCUGACCAUCAGCGAGUUCAAACCCACCUAUCAGGAUCGUGUGGCACCCCCAGGACUGACACAGAUUCCUCAGAUCCAAAAGACGGAAAUCUCCUUCCGCCCCCUCGAUCCCAAGAGCUACGAUCCGUAUGUGGUCAGCAUUUCGCGCUUCCUGAACCAUUACCAAGACGCUGCCCAGAAAGAUGAGAUGGUCUUUGAGGACUGUGGCAAUGAGCCGAGUGAACUCAAGGAGCGAGGCGAGUACAACAACGAGCGCGGGCAGCGCAAGGUUUGCCGCUUCAAGCUGGACUGGCUGGGCAACUGCUCAGGGAUCCAUGACAACACAUAUGGCUACAAGGAUGGGAAACCCUGCGUUAUUAUCAAGCUCAACCGCGUGCUGGGCUUCAAGCCCAAGCCUCCCAAGAAUGAAACUGCUGAAGUCCCUUUGACUAAGUACAGCCCAUAUGUCCUGCCUGUCCAGUGCACCGGAAAGCGAGAAGAAGACAAGGACAAAGUGGGGAGCAUUGAGUACUAUGGGCUGGGCGGCUACCCCGGCUUCCCUCUACAGUACUAUCCCUAUUACGGCAAACUCCUGCAGCCCAAGUACCUGCAGCCACUGCUGGCUGUGCAAUUCACCAACCUCACCAUUGACACUGAGGUGCGCAUCGAGUGUAAGGCAUUCGGGGAAAACAUCGGCUACAGUGAGAAAGACCGUUUUCAGGGACGCUUUGAUGUGAAAAUUGAAGUUAAGAGCUGAUUUGCAAGCACAAAUCGUUCCCACUAGCCAUUUAAGGAAAAAAUGUUUAAAAAAAAAACAAAACACCAAACCCAGAAACCUACUAGUCUUGAACAAACUGUCAUCACGUAUGGGACCUACACUUAUCUGCUUUCCACUAGCUUUCUGCAUCUACUUACUAGGUUAGAAUGUAAAUUUAAAAGUGUAGCAAUAGCAAACAAAAUAUUUAUUCUACUGUAAAUGACAAAAAAAAAUUAAAAAUCGAGCCUGGGGACGUGCCCAUUUUUACUGUAAAUUGAUUCCAUUAACUGACUCUCGUAGCGUGCAGCCCUUGCUGGCCUGGCCACCGCUGCUUCCUGAUGACCCCUCCCUGUUCGUGUGCACAGAUCCCCUUGUCCCCCCCACGCGCUCUCUGGUCCUUCUCCAAGCCAUGUUGGGUCACCCCUGUUUUCUACUUCCUGUGAGCACAGUUCACUGUCCUGGUGUAAAUAUUCCGUGGGGAGUCACACUGGCAAUGGGACUCGGUUCCGCCUCCCUCUCUGGGCUUCAACACUCCACCAUCCUGCUCAGGGAGGGCUGGGCUCCGUCUCUCUUCUCUUUCUCUCCUGGGGGGGUGGGAAGGGCGGGCAGGGUUCGGGGAAACUGCCUUUUUCCAUUUGAAGUGACACUUCCAGAAAAACUAAGGUGAUGGGGUGUGUCGUGCUUGGUAGUGGAUGCUGUCUCGAGGUGUCUCCCCUCUGGCCUGUCCUUUGGCGCCCUCCCGGCUUUGCUCCUAAGCUUUGGCUAGAACCUGGGCGGUCUUCAUCUGCUUUUGACUUUUUGAAAAAAACUUCUUUACCUUUUAUUUUAUUUUUUCCCUCUCUGAAGGCAUCGCUUGCUGGUGCUGUGUCUUUAUGAAUGUGUUAGCCAUUUCCAUGAUGGAAGAAUUUUAUAUUUAUGCAGGUGUACCAUUUUUUUCUGCAAGAAAAAAAAGUGUAAUGUAUGAAAUAAAACCAAAGUCACUUGUUUGAAAAAUAAAUUUAUUUUGGACUCUAUAAAAAAAAGUAACCCACCAAAAAUAAAAAACAAGCAAUGCAGCCCCCGGCCCCUAGACCACUGUCAAUGUUGUCUCCACUGCAACCCUCCCCACACCGUGUCCUCGCAUCUGUAACUGCGCAGUGCUCUCGUCCGUGUUGUAUCGUCCGGUUCAAACAAAGGACAAUAAAAGAAUGAACCCAGA